This is a messenger RNA of Necator americanus (New World hookworm), 1005 nucleotides long. RefSeq lists its product as uncharacterized. NCBI's taxonomy places the organism in Eukaryota, Metazoa, Nematoda, Chromadorea, Rhabditida, Ancylostomatidae. The record is from RefSeq and is a predicted model, not a curated record. The coding region runs from base 1 to 1005 and encodes 334 amino acids. The transcript is spliced from 8 exons.
AUGUGGUCCUCAAUUGAUGCUCUUGGCGGACUGAUUCCGAACUGCAAAUGUGGUGCGACGUACGAUCUUCGAUUUUGUGCUCCUCAUACACUUCCAUGUGCACAUACGUUUUGUCUGAUGUGUCUUAGUAAGGAUGAGCAAAGAAAAAGACGGAGGUGCCCGUCUUGUCAGAAGAAGUAUUCAUCGUUCAUUUUAAACGUUACUCUUGCAGAAGUAGUGGAACGUGUACGACAGCGACGUGAAUGGAUGGAAGGACAGUCGCGAAGAUGCGACGAAUGCGAUUCACGACGUCCAUUGAGCACAAUGCGACGUUGUCUUAGUUGUGUUCGCGAUAUUGGCAAACAUGUGUCCAUUGGCUGUACGUUGGAUUGCCUUAUAUGUCUUGAAUGUUGUGUUGAUCGUCAUAACGGUCACGAAUUCAUUGCUGUAGCGCAGCCAUUGUCCUGUAGCUCCUCAUCAAUUCCUCCAGCUGCAACGUCAACCCCACGAUUAGGAGGAACACCUCGAUAUGUGCAAUGGAAAGCAUCUACGAGCAAAGGUGAUUCGAGGAUAAAACCGAGCGUAGCCUCAGGCUCUCUUCCACAUAAAACAAAUGGCAUUCGUCGAGGACUACCAUCUUCUGCACCUGCUAUCCAAGACGAUUUGGUAUUCGAAACGAGAAGUCCCUUAUAUUAUCAUAUAACAUCGUCAUUCCACGAAGUAGUGCCCAACAAAAGUAGUGUUGUGCGACGUUUGUCCGGAAUUAUUCGAAAUGUUGUCGGCUCCCAUAGUUCCAUAACGAAUCAAAAGGAUUCCAGAAAUUAUCACGAUGAUGUCAUACGGAAAAUUAGUAGCGCAGCAAGUGGACCUAGCAUUGAUCAAGAUGGCUCCAUGUAUCAAUACAUAUCACCACGCUCUAAGAAUUUCUCGAGAACUACGUGUUCAUCAGAGCUUGGAUUAGAUACUAUUGAACGCCUGCCUCUCUCUCAUUACUACGUUAAUCUUAAUCGACGAUGCUCAGAUUAG